Messenger RNA from Linum tenue, 294 nucleotides. The record is from the annotation of a GenBank genome assembly. NCBI's taxonomy places the organism in Eukaryota, Viridiplantae, Streptophyta, Magnoliopsida, Malpighiales, Linaceae.
AUGGCCCCAACUCAUCGCCAUACAUCCGCGACGCUGCUGCUUCAUUUCUUUGUCGCCGUCGUGAUCUUAAGCGGCGGUGGAAGUGUUGAUGCCGGCGGGAGAGAGGUUCGGUUGGGAAGGAGGAAUCUUAUUUCCAAUGGACUUGGUCGUACGCCACCUAUGGGGUACCCUUUUCCACUUUCUUGGCUGUUUUUGUGGUCUUCCUUUGGUUUAGCGGACGCUAUGGUUUCAACUGGACUCGCCGCAUUGGGAUAUAAAUACAUCAACUUGGGUAAAUCAUAUUUUCAUAUCUAA